AUGGGCACUGUACUAUCACUGUCUCCCGGCUCUCGGAAAUCAGGCUACUAUGACAACCGGCCGGGUUCGCUCAGCCACUACCCGAGCCUCAGCAGCCGCUCUCUGAACAGCCAGAAAGACCGCGGGCUGAAGAGGGGCCAGUCCAUCUUCCUCCCGGCUCUCACAUGGAAGCGACUGGUAGCCUCUACAAAGAAGAAGGGCAACUCUAAGAAAGGCACCGGCGGCCCCGUGGCCCUCGGGGACCCUCUCAACAACAACAACAGCAUCAACAUCUACCAAAAGGACCCCGUGUUGCACCUUAACCGUGAGAAUGUGAAGAAGUCGCUGUCAUGUGCCAACCUGUCCAGCUAUGAGGGCCCAGCAGGACUGGGUCUGGGGCUCGGCUAUGGCCUGGGGUUAGGCCAGGGGCACGGAUGUGGCUACAGCAAGUCCCAACAGCUUUCCUCUGUGAAGAAAGUUCCCCAAGGGACAGUGAGCUCGUCCCCAAAGCGCGUUAUUGUCCAGGCGUCCACCAGCGAGCUCCUGCGCUGCCUCGGGGAGUUCCUGUGCUGUCGCUGCUACCGCCUGAAGCAUCUGUCCCCGGCCGACCCAGUGCUCUGGCUGCGGGCUGUGGACCGCUCGCUGCUGCUGCAGGGCUGGCAGGACCAGGCCUUCGUCACGCCAGCCAACGUGGUCUUCGUCUACAUGCUGUGCCGAGACGUCGUGGAUGGUGACCUGGUGGCGUCGGAGCACGAGCUGCAGGCCAUCCUGCUCACCUGCCUCUACCUGUCCUACUCCUACAUGGGCAAUGAGAUCUCGUACCCGCUCAAGCCCUUCCUGGUUGAGGCGGGUAAGGAGGCCUUCUGGGACCGUUGCCUCGCCAUCAUCGACGCUACCAGCUCCAAGAUGCUGCGCAUCAACGCAGACCCGCACUUUUUCACACAAGUAUUUGCUGAACUCAAGAGUGAAGGCGGGUGUGGCCCCCAGGACUAUAGUCGGGUGCUGGAUCGGUGA
This is a messenger RNA of Chelmon rostratus (copperband butterflyfish), 993 nucleotides long. RefSeq lists its product as uncharacterized. Gene Ontology annotation, molecular function: cyclin-dependent protein serine/threonine kinase activator activity; protein kinase binding. Bases 1 to 993 code for a protein of 330 amino acids. Gene Ontology annotation, biological process: positive regulation of cyclin-dependent protein serine/threonine kinase activity; brain development; activation of protein kinase activity. Gene Ontology annotation, cellular component: cytoplasm; protein kinase 5 complex. NCBI's taxonomy places the organism in Eukaryota, Metazoa, Chordata, Actinopteri, Chaetodontiformes, Chaetodontidae. The transcript has a single exon. The record is from RefSeq and is a predicted model, not a curated record.